Molecule: messenger RNA, 1237 nt
Organism: Phaeodactylum tricornutum CCAP 1055/1
Lineage: Eukaryota; Bacillariophyta; Bacillariophyceae; Surirellales; Neidiaceae
Exons: 1
Coding region: 1-1050 (349 amino acids)
Biological process (GO): protein O-linked glycosylation via mannose
Molecular function (GO): xylosyltransferase activity; glucuronosyltransferase activity
Source: RefSeq, a predicted model, not a curated record
AUGGAAAAAUGCCUAGAAAACACUGAAACUUGCAUUCAGAAUAAUCACACCUAUGAUCAGUAUGAAUUUUCGAUCGAGAGCUCGUCAGCUCCAGAAUGUUUUCCGAUGAAGGAGGAAGAUAUUGACUUCACUCUUGUCACCCAGCUCUCUUUCAACAGACUCUCGAUGAUGAGACAGCAUUGCGAGCGCUGGGGGGAUCAUCCCAUUUCUCUUGCAAUUGGUACGACAAAAAAUCUCGAGACUGUACAAAAAGCCUUGUCCCAGUUGGGGUGUAAAAAUGAAAUGAUCACAGUGAGCCUUAUUAGCGACUUCAAUUCGGAAGAAGAGUACCCUGUGAAUCGACUUCGCAACCUUGCCAUGUCUCACAUCAAAACAAGCCACGCUGUCAUCAUUGACGCUGAUUUUGUUCUCUCAGUGGGUCUCUUUGAAAUUCUCCAUAUGCAUCGUGCAACUCUUGCUGCUGACUACUUGAAUGCGUUGGUGAUUCCUGCUUUUGAGCUUCGAAAAGUAUGUGAAGAGCAAACCCUUAAUUGCACAGCUCUUCAUAUAGCUAUGCUUCCUCACAACAAGGACGAGCUCCUAAAACUGUAUAGAGGGGCAACAGAGGUGUACAGCAACUCAUCCAGUGUUACACAAUUCAACGGAAGGGGCAACUUUCAUGGUCAUGCUAGUACGCGUUACACCGACUGGAUUACUCAGCCGGCGGAACAGCUUCUACCUAUUGAGUGUGUGACUUCCGAUCGCUAUGAGCCGUACCUUGUAGUCCGUCAUUGUCGAGCUCUUCCACCCUUUCAAAAGGUUUUUGUUGGCUAUGGCCAGAAUAAAAUCACGUGGUUGCAGCAAGUUCGAAGAGCGGGGUACAAGUUCUUUCAGACAGGAGAAGGAUUUGUCAUUCAUUUGCCACACAGAAAGUCGGUUUCAUCUGUCAAGUGGAAAAAAGCUCGUCUCAAGGACCGGGGAUCCGUUGAGGUCGAGAAAGUUGCAGAAGCCUUUCGUGCAUGGAUGACCGAGUAUAUUCCGGACAACUCUCAAAUACCGUACUGUUCCUGAGUAUGAAUGUACGCGACGCAGCCUGUAUAUCUGCUCGUGUUUUUCUGUUGGUUGUGGACUUUUCUAGUGAUUACUUAUAUUUGCAAAAUACUGUCACGAGUGUUGGAAAUGAAGCUUGUUUAUUUUCUAACUUUUUGACUGGGAAUACGAGUACCUUACUUUUGCAUCAAUGCCAUAGCGUUAACAG